UGCCAGGAAGACUGUAGAAGGGACGUGAGUUCUGACUGGUACAAGGGAGCUGGGUUACAGAUUCAUUUCCUGGGCUUCUUUUCAAUAAAACACAGUGUUCAAGGGUAGAAAAGUCUAGUAAAAGGAAUUUGGGGUUUUGUUGAGAUCCUGAAGGCCGUUUUAUGAACUUCAAACAGAAAUGCUGUGACGUUGAGAAGUAGAAAAUAUGGGGUUCCAGGAUUUAGCCUGAGGACACCCGUUACCAGAAAGUGCCCACGUGUCUGACUUCAGGACAAACACCUCGGCAUGACACAGUCCAAGGGUGCUCCUGGUUAGUGUUGAACAUUUGCAGCUCUUCCAAUGCAGUGUGUGCGUGCUCAGCCAUGUCCGAUUCUUUGUGACUCCAGGGACUGGAGCCCGCCAGGCUCCUAGGUCCGUGAAAUUUUCCAAGCAAGAAUCUUGGAGUGGGUUGCUAUUUCCUACUCCAGGGGGUCUUGCCGACCCAGGGAUCAAACCUCUCUAGUGUCUCCUGCUUUGACAGGUGGAUUCUUUACCAACUGCACCACCUGGGAAGCACCUCUUACAAUGCAGUAGUUUCUCUUAUUCAGGACCUCCUGAUCAAAUUUCUGAUUAGUCGAGUGAUCUACUGUAUCCCAAGUGGGACUGCAACCCAGCGUAAUAGAGCCACGGGCCGUCAACACUUGUUUUCUAUGGAUUUUGAUACUUUCACAGUACAACUGGAGGAACUUGAUUUAAAUCUGUGCAUUGCCAAGGGCAAGGAGCAGAGAACAUGGAUCGAGAGAAGUUUCAGCAGAAGGCUCUGAAGCAAACUAAGCAGAAGAAAUCCAAGUCGGCUGAAUUUCUGAUGGUUAAAGAAGAUGGAGGAGCUAUGGAAGGCACUGGAAAUCCAGCUUUUAACAUGAGCAGCCCAGAUCUCUCAGCCCAACAGUCUUCAGAAAAGAAAGUUAUUAGACAUGACACACGGGAUCGCACCCUUGCAGCUCACCAACAAAAAUGCAGGCUGCAAGCCUCUGCUGAACCAAAAGGAAAUGAAUACAGCAGAAAUUACUUUGACCCACUGAUGGAUGAGGAAAUAAACCCAAGGCAGUGUGGGAUGGAGGUCAGCCAAGAGGAUGAUAGCAUCGUGGCGGGGACUUUGAGUUCUGAAGACCCGGCGAGUUCCAGAAAGAAUCUUGAACACUACAAAAAGGAUAGUGAAGCCAUCUCUGCCGACAGUGAGGAGAUUGAAAGAAACACUCAGAAAAACGUAAUUCUGCCAGGAAGUUCUUCCCUGGAACAGGAUUUGACAUUUGACGGGGAGGGACUCGGCGAAUACAUUCCUAUGUCAUGUUUAAAGAGCAACAGAACAUUUGAGAAAACUACAAGUCAAGGAAUAAUUGCAGAUCCAAAUGUUUGUGAAGCAGGUGGCGUAGCCAAGCUUGGUACCCUCCCAGAAGUAACCCACCCGUCAAAGGGAGCAGUGUGGCCUUGGCCCUGCUGGAAGGUUGAGCAGAGUCGGUCACCUCAGCCUCUUCAGAUACAGAUGAAGUGCAUCAGGGGUCUCAAGAACAAGGUGCCCCAAGGCUCCUACCUCCUCAAAGUGUCCCUGCUUGGUCAACCAGGCGGUCGUGUCUUGCAAUGGAACCCGGAGGAGCAGCUGAAGACCAGGACACGCCCAGUGAGGCACGGUGGAAACUUUUAUGAUGUGGGACUGUUUUUCCAUGAAAGCCUUUAUGUGGUACUCCCGCCUAAGAAGGAUGUGAAACUUGGCAUGGCUUUCUUGUUUGAACUCUUUCUCCUUCGUGGGAAAUAUACUUAUCUCCACCAGGUUGUGGGCUGGGCAACCUUCCCUUUGUACGAUAGCAGCAUGGAUGUGGUGGAAGGAAAAUUCAAGUGUCCGCUUCUCCGAGGACAUUAUGAUCAGAAAGUCGACAGCUUCAAGAAAACUGAAGAUCUGAUUUGCUUGGACCUGGACCACUGGCUGUGCAAUCUCUAUUUUCAGGUAAUUAGACUUCCUCUACAUUUGAAUGAUCAAAAAAACCACAAAAGGCAUAUUCAGCUUCCCCCUGAGUUUCCAGAUUGUUUAAUGGCUGAAGCAGAAUCAAGUGUGGAUAAUACAGAGAAAAAGAGUUGUUCCUCAAGGAGUGAUGGAGUGAAAUCCUUCUCACACUCAUCUCAAGGAAGCAUUUCUAAUAAAAUUAGUCCCUGCCCUACAGACUGUGAUUUCAGUUUCUCAAAAGAAGACCAUGAAUUACAGCUUCUCGGUAAUUUUUUUCCCAUUUAUUUCAUUUCAUUUCAUUCUUCGAAGGAAAAACCAACUGCUUGGAAAACUGGAGAAACUGAAGACUAUUCACAAGAUACAUCUUAUUUGGAGGAGCUGGAAAAACACAAAUUUUCAGUUUGUCGUUCCUCGGCCGCCGCUAACGCCGCAUCUGGAGAAUUCUUCAAGCAUCUCUGCUUUGUGCUGGUGUCAGUGUGUUCCGAACUUGAGUUCGCUCAAUGGCAAAGCCAGGGCUUCUGGUACAUCAUCCUGCUGAUGGCUUCUCUCUGGUUCCUGAGGCUCUACCUGCAUUAUCUCAGCCAGUGGUUUUUCCUCCAGGCCAUUUCAACUCCUGUUACAAAAUUCCGUUUUUCCCCCCUCACAGUGGAGCUCUGCUACCCAGCCUCUUCCCUUCACGUCGCAGAAGAGAUGCUUGUGGUUGUGGUGGGGCCUUUCAUGCUGAACGCAGUGGUCCUUCCCUUGGUUCUGGUCAGAUGGGGCUGUCAGCUACUGUUUGCCUUCUGCCCUGACGUCCUGUCAAAGUUAAUCAUCACCAUGGGACUGUGGGCAGUUCUGGACCCACUGGCAGUAUUCACUGUGGAUACUGUCCUGGGGCGACUUACACAGAGGGAGGAGACUCCAGUAGCUGAUGCAGCAAAACUGUACUGGAUGUUUGAAAGAACCAUGCAAUCUGGAAUUCUUGGUGUGAUGCUCACAGUGCUACUUUAUGUCCUACUGUUCAUCAUUUCGUGUUUGAUUUUAUAUGUGUAUUGUCUCAGAUUGCACAAUGAUUCUUGGAUAUUAGACAUAUUUCAGCGCAUCCACAGUGAAGAAAGCAAGUUUUUUAUACCAUAUGAUUUGGAGAUUUCCAAUCAGGAGCUAAGCUAUAUCAUAAAAAGAUCUGAGCAGUGGAGAGGACUCAAUGGUGAGAGAAGGAAGGUGGCAGUGUAUGAUUAUAUCUGGAAAAGGCAUGGCGUCCAGUCCAGCAUCUCCAGCUGUGACCUCCAACAGCACGAUGACAUUUCUGUGACUGCACUUGGUCCAGGAGGUAUUACUUCUCAUGUAGCUGUAUACACCGUUUAUCCCAGUGGGUUCCAAGAGCUAUACCGCCAUUUUCUUAGGCUCCCUAGCGGUGCCAUUGUUGAGGUGUUUGGUGAUAUCGGUGGUUUAACGAUUAUCCCCAUUGAGCUGGUCACAGCUAUUCAGAAGCAGCUAAGUGAAAUAGACGGUACACUGGGAGACUCCCCGGAUAUUAAAUCAAGAGAAAAGAAAAAAAAAUCUUUAGAAUAAAAAAGCUCUGCAGCAGUGCCCAAGUCAUUGUGAGAAGAUUCCGUUCAGCUUCCUUUCCAAUCUACUGCCUUAUAAUAUGCACUUCACUGAAAGUCAGUAAUCGGAGUUGGGAACAAAAGCUCGACAUCACGAUCAUCCCAGACAUGUUUUCAGAGAGCACAGAAUCCUGCCGAUCUUCAUCAGCUUAGAAAGAGCUAGAAUAUCAUAUUCCACGCUGUUCUACGGAAGUGUGUUCUUUCAUGGAGGGAAUAAGUGGGAUUGCCAGAAGAGGAUAUAAUCAAGUCUAAAUAAAUCCCCUUUGUCCUUCACUUAGCAUAAAAUUUUCACCUUUUUUUUUUUUUUUUUCCUAGAAGAAGCUUCAAGGGGGGAAAAAAAAGGAAAAAUUACAUAACAAUAAAAAACCAAGUCACUUAAAUGAGUUGUUUUGCAGAGCCUUGUAUUCUGAGUAUCUUGUAUUCUGAGAUACCAGCAAGCAACCCCAAACUGGCUGCUUCAGAUGUUGGCUCCUUACUUUCCCCUCUAAGGUCUUCCCAGCUCUUUUUAAGAGAAUGAAAGUAGCAAAGCCCUCUUGCCAGUUCUUUAUAUUAUUCCUUUUCCUCUUCAAUCCCUUGCUUUUCUCUUUUCAGCUGGAGGUUUGGAAUAAGAUUUAGGAUCACAAAUGGACAAUGAACUAUCAGAGAGUGGAUGGGUUAUAGAAUAUCCUGCAUCUUUAAAAAUCUUUUAUCCUUUCUAUAGAGCAAGAAUACAGAUGACACCUAGGUCGUCUAAUCUUGCUCUGUGUUUUUAUUAGUUGGAGUAUAGUUCUUCACAAUGUUGUGUUAGUUUCUACUGUACAACAAAGUGAAUCAGCUGUAUAUAUAUAUAUAUCUCUGUGUGUGUGUGUAGCCCCUCCCUCUUGGACUUCCCUCCCAUGACCCUCCCCCAUCUCAC
Messenger RNA from Bubalus bubalis (water buffalo), 4459 nucleotides. RefSeq lists its product as uncharacterized. NCBI's taxonomy places the organism in Eukaryota, Metazoa, Chordata, Mammalia, Artiodactyla, Bovidae. Gene Ontology annotation, cellular component: perinuclear region of cytoplasm. The transcript is spliced from 21 exons. Bases 770 to 3529 code for a protein of 919 amino acids. The record is from RefSeq and is a predicted model, not a curated record.